GUUGCAGGACUUUGUUCAAUGUCUGCACAUUGACAUCUUCCGCAGAAGUGCGCGCGGGAGUGAACAUGGGUUCCGCCCGUUCGUAUCUAUCCAAAUAUGUGGUGCUCGUGUGGACAUCUUGGUUCGUCGAUGCCGCAAUUCGUGAAUCUCCAGUCAUUCGAACCGACUCUGGCCUUGUUUCCGGUGUACGAGAGGCGAUUGAUGGCCGAGAAGUCGACAUGUAUUUGGGCAUUCCCUACGCAGAGCCUCCCACAGACCUUCUGCGCUUCAGCAAACCCAUUCCGAUCAAGCCCUGGAACGGAACGCUCAAAGCAACUAAAAGACCCAAGCCGUGUCCACAAAAUAUUCACUACUUGACGGAUGAAGUGAGUUUCUACUACACCAAGAAUUCGGAAGACUGCCUGUACCUCAACAUCCGGAAACCAGCGUCCGACUGUAAGCAUAACGUCUGCCCCUCCAAGCUUCCUGUGGUGGUUUUUAUGCAUGGUGGGUGCUUUCAGUGGAGUGACUCGGGUCUUUUCAUGCACGACGGCGGAAACUUCGCUGCUCUCACUGACACCAUUAUGGUUAGCUUCAACUACCGCCUCAACGUGUUCGGAUUCCUUUCUGCUGGAAACGAAGAUGUCGCCGGAAACUGGGGCCUCUGGGACCAGAAUCUUGUGCUUAGGUGGAUACAGAGGAACAUCAAUAACUUCGGUGGUGAUCCUUCGGAAGUCACAAUUAUGGGUCAUAGCGCCGGAGGCAUCUCUGCUGGCUUCCACGCCAUCUCUCCGCAGAGUGUCGGUCUGUUCAAGAGGAUGAUUCUUCAAAGCGGCAGCCCGAUGAACGCCAUAGCCAGCCUCUCGGCUCGUACCGUUGAAAGCGUUAUGGAACUCGGUGCAGAUUUGGCUUGUGAAGGUGUCAGAGAACGGAAACUGAGUGUAGUCAUGGACUGUCUGAGAAGCAGGGACAAAAACCUGUUGCUAGGGCAAUUGAGUGGCCUUGACCUACGUAAGAGCUUGUACGGGCCAAUAUACGGAGAUGAAUACGUUCCCAAUGACCCGCUCCUCCUUAGUACCUGGAAGAAGAAGAUCAGAAGCAAGGAGAUUAUGAUUGGAACUACGUCAAACGAAGGCUCCAUGUUUCUUUACGGUGCCAUGAAGAUCGUACCACAGCUUAAGGGUCUCCUUGCAGCAGAAUAUAGGUCAACCAUUACCAUCGCAACUGGAAGGGAGAGCACACUGAAGACGAAGUGUUCCAGGUCCUUGGUAAUAUUCUAGGAGACGGGCUUUUUGUGUGUCCAGCUACAAUCUUCGCAGACAUUGCAUCGGAGCAAAAAAUUCCAGUAUUCAGGUAUACUUUCGACUAUAGACCCUCGUUCAGCUUCUGGCCUGACUGGUUUCAGGUUGCGCAUGGUGAUGACGUCCCAUUCACUCUUGGUUCAUUACUGUUUUAUGGAGACGAAAGCAGGUUUGAGCCCGGAAUCCGGAAAGAAGACUACGGUUUGUUUAAGCAGCUCAAGUACAGCAGCACCGAAAAGGACUUUAUGAAAGCGAUGGUGGCGUCAAUGUCGGAAUUUGUCAAAACAGGAAAGCCAACAAUACCAGAAACAAAGGAAAUGUGGCCUAGGUACUCAUCUGCAAAGCCAGAGUACAUAAACAUCCGGCCUGGCAACACCACAAGACGGCGUGGGCCAAACAUAGACAUCUGUAAGGUUUGGAAGCGCGUUCUCAUGAAACAAGAGCCAGACACCAGUACCCGGGAAGCACAAGAAAAACGUACUUCAUCGAAAACGUCGCGCAAGACCACGUUGGUAGACCACAAGAAGGUGCAGCAACCAUCUGCGAAACAUGUUUCGGGGGCCGCGGAAAGCUCGUAUCUAGGCCAUUACCUGGCCGUGGCAAGCGCCGCAUUUGUACUUUCUGUGCACAUAGGUGCGGGUCCAAUUCGUGAUUAGUUUCUAUUUUGAUGAAUUGUCAAUAAAUUUUUUUAUGAGUG
This is a messenger RNA of Dermacentor silvarum, 1977 nucleotides long. RefSeq names its product acetylcholinesterase. Bases 66 to 1259 code for a protein of 397 amino acids. Gene Ontology annotation, cellular component: plasma membrane. Gene Ontology annotation, molecular function: acetylcholinesterase activity. Gene Ontology annotation, biological process: choline metabolic process; acetylcholine catabolic process. The record is from RefSeq and is a predicted model, not a curated record. The transcript has 4 exons. NCBI's taxonomy places the organism in Eukaryota, Metazoa, Arthropoda, Arachnida, Ixodida, Ixodidae.